AUGCCACUAUCAUUCAAGAAGACUUACACUUUUCAGCAGCGUAAGGACGAGGCUUUACGCACCUUACAGCACCAGCCGGAUCACAUUCCACUUGUCUGUGAAAAAGAAGAGAACUCGGACAUUGUGGCCGUCAACCGUUGCAAGCUGCUUGUCCCCAAAGUACUCUUGGUUGGCCAGUUAUUACAUGUGCUUCGUAGCCGUUUGAAGCUUCCAUCGGAAAAGGCCAUUUUUAUCCUCAUUAAUGAUGAAGUACCGUCCAACUCCUCUCCUUUAUCUACGGUCUACGACGUCCAUAAGGACGAAGAUGGAUUUUUGUAUAUCAAAUUCAUGGGAGAAAAUGCAUUUGGAUUGUCCAAAGAGAAUUAA
Molecule: messenger RNA, 366 nt
Organism: Nannizzia gypsea CBS 118893
Lineage: Eukaryota; Fungi; Ascomycota; Eurotiomycetes; Onygenales; Arthrodermataceae
Product: autophagy protein
Exons: 3
Coding region: 1-366 (121 amino acids)
Biological process (GO): cellular response to nitrogen starvation
Source: RefSeq, a predicted model, not a curated record